AUCACACAACACUGCAUGAUUCUUCGGUAAAAUAAGACUAUACACAGUUUAGCAGUACAGUAUUUAUUAUAUAUAUAUAUAUAUCUUAGGUGAGAGAAUAUUAAAAGCAGCAACAUAAAUUGUGUCGACUUGUCAAAUGGGUCAAUCGCAGUGUCGUGAAAAAGAACUGGACGGAUGUAGCUGUCCAAAGUGAGCCAUCGAGAUUUGAGCAAUUGUCAGACCAUAAAAAGUGUUACUUGAGAGGUCAUCUGUGGCGUCUUUUGACUUGGCCUGCUUGUGAUCCAGCCAACAUCAUGUAUCCAUGUUCAUGUGACACUUUUGUGGCUCUUCCCCCAUCCACCGAAGGACACCGGAUCAUUUUUGGAAAGAACUCCGACCGGCCUUGUGAUGAAGUCCAAGAGGUGGUUCAUUUCCCUGCUGCAGACUAUGAGCCGGGGUCGAAGGUCGAGUGUACUUACAUCGAGAUAGAUCAAGUUGCUCACACUUAUGCAGUAGUUUUGAGCAGACCGGCAUGGCUAUGGGGUGCAGAAAUGGGUGCAAACGAGCACCAAGUUUGUAUUGGAAAUGAGGCUGUGUGGGGAAGAGAGAGUGCCGAUGGUGAGGAGGCUCUUCUCGGCAUGGAUCUUGUCAGGCUUGCACUUGAGAGGGCAGACACUGCUGAGAAAUGUGUAAGCAUCAUAGCCGAGCUCUUGCAGAAACACGGCCAAGGAGGAGCUUGCUUAGAAGAACAAUGCGACUUUACAUACCACAACAGCUUCUUGAUCUCUGACCGGAAGGAGGCUUGGGUGAUGGAGACCGCCGGGAAGUAUUGGGCUGCAGAAAAAGUGGAAGGUGGAUUUCGCAAUAUCUCAAACGAGUACAGCAUCACAACUAAGGUUGACAAAGAACACCCUGACCUGCACAAAUAUGCUCAAAGUAAAGGCUGGUGGGAUGGAAGGGCUCAGUUUAACUUUGCUGCAGUCUACUCCUACAUGAACACCGCCAGAAUUGAAGCAUCUGGGAGUAGAUACUGUGAAGGCAAGAUGAUGUUGCGAAAGCACGAUGGGCACAUCACUGCUCAGACGAUGAUGGACAUCCUAAGGGAUAAAGACAGUGGCAUCAAUAUGGAGGGCAUGUUCAUGACAACGGGCAGUAUGGUUUCAGUGGUACCCGUGGAUCCAGCUCUGCCCGGGGUUCACUAUUUUACCGCUACGCCAUAUCCUGAAAGGUCAGUGUUCAAACCCUUUGUCUUUUUGGAAACCAUGAUAGUGGAACUGAAGGACACCACUUCUCCAAGUUACGGCCGAGAUGACCCAGUAAAAAAGAAGCCUCGCUUCCAGACCAAGCCUGACAGAAAGCACUGCCUGUUCACCAAACACGAGGUGGUGGCUGCUAUUAUUGAGAUGAACAAGGAGCGAGGAGAGCAGAUCAUUCUCUCCAUGAGGAAGUUAGAAAACGAGAGAAUGAGACAGAUGGAGGAGAUUCUUGGUCAUGGAGUCAAGCAGCCUGAUACUUUGCUUGAUCUGUUCUCCGGCUCUGUUCAAGAUGAGUUGCAGUUGUACAGCAAAGUCAAGUAAUCAUUCAACAUGAAGAAGAGGUUUUUCAUGUAGCAACAGUGGAAAGCGCCUCACUGGAUCAUCAACGGCUAACAAAACAUUGAAUAAAUACAUUGGAAACAGGAUACAAAAUAUGAAGUCUUU
Molecule: messenger RNA, 1679 nt
Organism: Corythoichthys intestinalis (scribbled pipefish)
Lineage: Eukaryota; Metazoa; Chordata; Actinopteri; Syngnathiformes; Syngnathidae
Gene: scrn3
Product: secernin 3
Exons: 8
Coding region: 294-1556 (420 amino acids)
Biological process (GO): proteolysis
Molecular function (GO): cysteine-type exopeptidase activity; dipeptidase activity
Source: RefSeq, a predicted model, not a curated record